Leucoraja erinaceus (little skate) is the source of this 1608-nucleotide messenger RNA. RefSeq names its product RAD51 paralog B (gene rad51b). Gene Ontology annotation, cellular component: Rad51B-Rad51C-Rad51D-XRCC2 complex. Gene Ontology annotation, biological process: double-strand break repair via homologous recombination. Bases 71 to 1264 code for a protein of 397 amino acids. Lineage: Eukaryota; Metazoa; Chordata; Chondrichthyes; Rajiformes; Rajidae. Gene Ontology annotation, molecular function: ATP binding; ATP-dependent DNA damage sensor activity; ATP hydrolysis activity. The transcript has 11 exons. The record is from RefSeq and is a predicted model, not a curated record.
CCGUCGCGCCGAUUGGACCGCUCUGCUGAAGGAGCUGACCAAUGGGAGCGUAGUCCUCGCAUCGCGGCUCAUGUCUGGCGCAGGCAUGGCUAAUAAAAUGUUGAAGAGGACUGGAUUGCCUUUGGAUUUAUGCGAGAGGCUUUCUAAACAUCAGAUUGUCAACUGUCGGGAUUUUCUAUCCCUGUCACCUCUGGAGUUGAUGAGGCUCACAGGGCAGAAUAUUCACAAGGUUUAUGCAUUGGCAAAAACUGUCAGCAAGGCUUGUGCCCCAAAAAUGAUCACUGCACUUGAAAUAAAAACUGAAAGGUGUUCUCACCCCACCAAUGCCUUCUUUCCCACUUCUCUCGCUGAACUGGAUGAGGUCCUUCAUGGUGGAUUGGCCUGUGGAACUCUUACUGAGGUGACGGGGCCUUCGGGCUGUGGAAAGACUCAGUUCUGUAUAAUGUUGAGUGUGUUGGCGACCUUACCUAUCAGCAUGGGUGGCUUGGACGGUACAGUGAUUUACAUCGACACCGAGUCUGCUUUUAGUGCUGAAAGGCUGGUAGAAAUAGCAAGAUGCCGCUUCCCUGAUUACUUUUGCACAGAACAGGAGCUGAUCAGAAUGACCAAUAAAAUUUACCUGUACCGUGAACUCACCUGCUUGGAUGUGCUGAAAAGAGUUGAAUCUUUGGAAGAUGACGUUAUCUCGAAAGGGGUGAAGCUGAUUGUCGUGGACUCUGUUGCAUCGGUUGUUCGAAAAGAAUUUGACCCACGACUUGAGGGUAAUCUAGCGAAGCGCAGUAACCUGCUGUCAAGUGAAGCUGCCACACUGAAGUAUUUGGCAGAAGAGUUCUCCAUUCCGGUCAUUCUGACGAACCAAAUUACAAUGAGGAUGGGUCAUAGGCAAGCUGCCAGCUUUAAGCCAAGCUCUGCGGAGAUUGAUUCACUCCAGUCUGAAGGUUGCGGGGUGAGCCCUGACGGGGAGACGGGCUUUGCGACUGCAGCCUUGGGAAACACGUGGAGUCACAGCAUCAACACCAGGCUGAUCAUGCAGUAUCUGGACUACCACAGCAGGCAGGUCAUCGUUGCCAAGUCACCUCUUGCCCCGUUUGCUGCGUUUAUGUUCACCAUUCAGAACUCGGGCCUUAUUCUUCAAGGUGAAGACGACCAAAGCAGCUCACUGAUGGAGGGUACAGAUCCUGGGCUUCUGCCGAUCAGAGUUCGUAGCUCCAUUGGCCACUGCUCUGGUCGGGACCCCUUAUCGCUAACCCAAGGCAAGCUCUGAGUAAAGCACGAUCUGAUCAACGUUUGCCCAAAGUCCUACUGUACUGAUCGCCUGGAUCGGGGAAUAUUGAUCCUAACCUGGUCCAUGUCCCAAAUGGGGUGCAGUUUGAAACGUGAAGACCCGAUGGACAGGAACAGUUAUUCAUCUCAGAAGCCAUGGGAUGACAGCGCAGUAUUUGAAAGAACCAAUUCAGGAGUCAAAUGUUGUGGUGAAAUUCAACGUGACAUGAAUGCAUCAGCGUCAUUGCCCACAAUCAAAUAUAAGGCACGUCCUUCAGCUAACCUUUAUUCAGGACUUAAACUUUUUGUGGUUGGUCUUUCCAUUUAAAUAAAUAUCAGCACAAA